Petromyzon marinus (sea lamprey) is the source of this 3030-nucleotide messenger RNA. RefSeq names its product tyrosine aminotransferase (gene TAT). NCBI's taxonomy places the organism in Eukaryota, Metazoa, Chordata, Hyperoartia, Petromyzontiformes, Petromyzontidae. Gene Ontology annotation, molecular function: pyridoxal phosphate binding; L-tyrosine:2-oxoglutarate transaminase activity. The record is from RefSeq and is a predicted model, not a curated record. Gene Ontology annotation, biological process: biosynthetic process; L-phenylalanine catabolic process; L-tyrosine catabolic process.
ACGCUCACCUUUUUUGACACUGGAGUGAUUCACCUCCCCCCACUGAUUGACUAUUAGACGUUUGUCCAUACAUAUUUUUUGUUUUUCCGCUUCGCUAAAGUACCAACGAUAAUCUUUAUAUUUGUUUUUCCUUUGGUUGCGUUGUGCGUGACUGACAGCGUUUUACACGACCGAUGAUGGCGAACCAGACCAUUAACGGGAUGAAUGGAGUGACCGCGGGUAACGGGCACAGGGAAAGGGCUCUGGCCGGCGCGGUGGGACCCAAGCGCUGGAACGUGCAAGCCUCCGAGAUGGCCAAGAGGACCUUCAACCCGAUCCGUGCCAUCGUGGACUCCAUGCACAUCGAGCCCAACCCCCACAAGGCCAUGAUAUCUCUUUCCAUCGGCGACCCCACGGUGUUCCGUAAUCUGCCCACGGACAACGAGGUACGCACGGCCGUCAAGGAGGCCAUCGACUCUGGCAACUACGACGGCUACGCCCCCUCCAUAGGUUAUCAACAAGCAAGAGAGGCGAUCGCGGAUUACUACACCUGCGCUGAAGCCCCUUUGGAGGCCAGGGACAUCGUCCUCAGCAGUGGCUGCAGCCAGGCCAUCGAGAUGGCGAUCACCGUGCUGGCGAACCCCGGAGACAACAUCCUGGUUCCCCGACCCGGCUUCUCGCUCUACCAGACGCUGGCCACCUCGCACGGAGUUCACGUCAAGCACUACGACCUGCUGCCAGACCAGUGCUGGGAGAUCGACCUGGAGCACAUGGAGUCGCUGGUGGACGCGCGCACGGCCUGUGUGGUGGUGAACAACCCCUCCAACCCGUGCGGCUCCGUGUUCAACCGCGAGCACAUCCUCGACAUCCUGGCCGUUGCUGAAAAGAACAGGGUCCCUAUCCUCGCAGAUGAGAUAUAUGGAGAUAUGGUGUUCCCCGGGCAUCAGUACCAUGCCAUGGCCCCACUGACGAGCGAGGUGCCCAUCCUUGCGUGCGGGGGGUUAGCAAAGCGCUGGCUGGUACCGGGCUGGCGCAUGGGCUGGGUCUUCAUCCACGACCGCCACCAGAUCUUCGGACAAAAUAUACGCGAUGGACUGUUGCGGCUCAGCCAGAAGAUUCUGGGACCCUCCACAGUGAUCCAGGGAGCACUGAAGCGGAUCCUGAACCACACUCCCAGCGACUUCUACCAGAGAACUGUGGAGUUCAUCAAGGACAAUGCCGAGUAUUGCUACAACACCCUAACCACAGUCCCUGGUCUCAAGCCGUUCAUGCCGUGUGGAGCAAUGUACAUGAUGGUUGGAAUACAGAUGGAUAAGUUUCCCGAAUAUAAGGACGACGUGCAGUUCACCCAGAGACUCAUAUCAGACCAAUCGGUCUUCUGCCUCCCGGCCAAGUGCUUCGAGUACCCCAACUAUUUCCGCGUGGUGCUGACCGUGCCCCGCGAGAUGCUGGAGGAGGCGUGCAUGCGCAUCCAAGAUUUCUGCGCGCAGAACUACAUCGGCACGCAGCCAUAGCGCCCUGGUGAUAGCAACAACAACGCCACCCGCCAUUCACCUCUGAGUGGCGGUGAUGCACCUGUACCAGGGCACGUGCACUUUGAAGCCACGUGAAGUGAUAGCAUCCCUCGAAUCACUCUCACUGACGCCCAGUGCUCAAUUUCAGCCAAAACUGCCUGGACCCUGUCCCAGGAAUCAUUUUGGAAUGAUUAUUUUUGGGCUAUUAUUUUUCAUUUUAAACAUUUUCAUUGGAUUAUGUAUGGUACAAUAAAGGUACAUUAUUAUGGAUAGGCGUACCUUACACACUAGCGGUCAUCUUUUAUUUCAAUAAGCCCUACCUCCUAACAGGACUAGCAGCUUUACAGAAAAUAUCGAGUCUGAAAUUAAGCUCUUGGUAACACCACUGCAAAAUGUUUUCGCAGUUGUGUUCUAUAGCUUUCCGAUGGAUUUUAAGGGUUGCAUUGGCGCGAUUACUAAUGAAAACUUCAGACUUCGUGCCGAACAAUACGCACAACAACCAGAAAACACAGCCAAGAGCUCUCGCUUUUAUUCAAUUAACCUUUCUAUUGUGUGUUUGCGAAAAAAUUGCAAGCAAUUUAUUUUCCAUUCUUUGUCAGGUUGUGAUUUUUUUUUAUUGCUAUGGUUGGUAUCAUUAUUUAUACAGGGUUUUUUUUUCUAAAUCAUUAACAUUUUUAACACGUUUUACCGCACGGGAUUUUAACAUUUUAUGCCUACGUAAAUAGAAGCAUACGACAAGACUCCACGCACUAUGCACUUACAGCGCUGCCCAUGGCAGUUGCUCCCAAGUUCAAUUUGAUUUUGUUGAACCAUAUGAGAACUCAAAGAUGUCAGCAUGAGUCUCCUUUGCAUUUGUGCACGUUUAUUUACGGUCACGUGCUCAAUUGAAACCGUGUGAAAAAAAUAUUUUACUUUGCUGAAAUGUGCAUGAAAGUGGUACCAGUUAAUAUUUUAUAUUUCUUUAAAACCAUAUACAGUCGAUUGCUUUCCAGACUCGUGACUGCACUGCCCCCAAGAGGAAUACAUUUGCAAUAACGUGUUACACUUAAAUCAUUGAGGUAUCAAUUUCCAUUUAAUCAUUAAAAACUAUUUCCCGCAAUGUUUGACAUCCGUGCUAUCGCAGUCAUGUGAUGAGACGAAUGAUCUAUUCAGAAAUCUCACUAGUGUAGUGCUCUGUGAUCUUUCUGAAUAUUCAGAUAUCUAAUUAGAAAUCCCACCGCGGUGCAUCAGUCUGCCUGAUAACAGUCUGCGGAGAAAAACCCUUCCCAGGGCCUUUCUCAAAUAUUUAUUUAAGCAGAUGUAUUGAGCAAAUUAUGCAGUCACGAAAGCUUUAAUUCUUUAUUAACACACUUCCACGGGGAAGUUACCUUUACAAUUCUGUCCUAAACCUAUUGCGCCCCUUGCUCUCUUCGGCCCCUCUCCCCACCUCUACUGCUUAUUUUAAGCCUCUGUCUGUUCAUCCCUCCGGCCCUUUUUCCUGCUUCUCUGUCCGUCUUUCCUCUUCUUGCCUCUUGGUGUCCCUGUCUAUGUAUUUCUG